CAACUUUUACACACGAGUAAAAGUCGAUAGAUGAUGAAACCAGUUCCAAGGCUUCGGCUGUUCAUCUCAGUUACUUUUGUGUUAUGUCUGUUCGUUGUGUUUCAAAUCCAUAAAUCAGAUUUGUUCGGAAAAAAUCUCCAAAUCACUCAUCAAGUUAACAACUUCUUCAUAUCCAUCGCUUCUUCCUCACACCAUCAAACCCUAAACCUCACCAAAUAUUCCAACGGGAGUGAAGGAAACAAAGCGCAACAGCCCGAGUCAGAAGCAACAGAUACUUGUGCCGGAAGGUACAUUUAUAUGCACGAUCUUCCAAGCAUUUACAACGACGACAUCAUCAAAGACUGUCGACCACUCAUCAAAUGGUUCGAUAUGUGUCCCUUCAUGGUAAACUCCGGUCUCGGUCCACAGGUUCUAGAGCACGCUAACAAGACAUCUCAAGUCUUAACCACCAAAACCGGUUCUUGGUACUCAACAAACCAGUUUUUGCUAUCGGUUAUCUUCCGUGAGAGGAUGAAACACUACGAGUGUUUGACCAACGAUUCAUCUCUAGCCUCAGCGAUCUACAUCCCAUACUACCCAGGAUUCGACGUGAGCCGUCACCUAUGGGGAUACAAUACAACAGUUAGAGACGCCCUGGCGACAAAGCUGUCUCGGUGGCUGAGAGAGAGACCCGAGUGGAACAAGAUGUAUGGUCGAGACCACUUUUUUGUAGCUGGACGGAUCGGUUGGGACUUCAGGAGAUGUUCGGAAGAUUCAGAGUGGGGAAGCAACCUGAUGUGCUUGCCAGAAUUUUCAAACACGACGAUGCUAUCUAUCGAAACCACUGCUUGGACCAACGAGUUUGCGGUUCCUUAUCCAACUUAUUUUCAUCCAAAGAGCUUAACCGAGGUUCGGAUAUGGCAGAGGAAAGUCAAGAGUGUGAAGAGGAGACACUUGUUUUGUUUUGUUGGAGCACCAAGGCCGACCCUAGAUGGAUCCAUCAGGGGAGUGAUUAUAAACCAGUGCCUUGCAUCUCACGGUAAAUGCAAGUUUCUUAACUGUAAUGAACCAGGUAACGAUUGCGAUAAUCCGGUUAAGAUAAUGGAUGUGUUUCAACGUUCGGUUUUCUGCUUACAACCUUCUGGAGAUUCAUAUACCCGAAGAUCGAUAUUUGAUUCGAUUUUGGCCGGUUGUAUACCGGUUUUCUUCCAUCCCGGUUCGGGUUAUAAGCAGUAUAUGUGGUAUUUUCCUAAGGAUUAUACCAAGUAUUCGGUUUACAUACCCGAUAAUGGAAUGAAAAAUGGAACGGUUAGUCUCAGGGAUUUGUUGGGUGGGAUUGAUAAGGAGAGUAUUUUGAGGAUGAGGAACGAAGUUGUAAAGAUUAUACCGAAGAUAAUAUACACUAAACCGGGAUUGGUUGGACCAAAGAAGAUUGAAGAUGCGUUUGACAUUGCAGUUGAUAGGGUUAUUCAGAGGGUAGCGACGGUUAAGAGGAUGAUGGAAGAAGGAAAAGAUCUUCAGGGUGAGUAUUCACAAACAAGGGAUUUGAAGAAACUUGAGUGACAAUCACAUUACUGAUUUCUUAAAUUAUUAUUAUUAUUAUUAUUUUGUGAUACUUGUUUUGUUAUUUGUAACAAAAGUUAGUGAAAAUUAUAUGUGACAUGUUUGAAGAAGAUAAAAAGUUUGCUUACUAAUUUGUUAUGAAUUUGUUUUAGUACUAAUUAAUUAUUUUACUACAAACUACGCAAAAUUAUUUUAACAUUAAAUCUACCAUUUUACAUGGAUUUACGUAAUUCCAUUUUUAUUGAAAUAUUUUAUAAAGAUUCAUGUUUAACAGUUUUGCUUUUAGGACAGCGUCAGGUUCUUCUAGCCACAAGGAGCUAAUCCGAAUAAUCCAAUAUCCAGACUACAUAAACUAAGACAAA
Molecule: messenger RNA, 1904 nt
Organism: Brassica napus (rape)
Lineage: Eukaryota; Viridiplantae; Streptophyta; Magnoliopsida; Brassicales; Brassicaceae
Product: probable xyloglucan galactosyltransferase GT12
Exons: 1
Coding region: 31-1542 (503 amino acids)
Molecular function (GO): glycosyltransferase activity
Source: RefSeq, a predicted model, not a curated record